AUGUUGCGUUUCCUUGGAUUCUCUUCGGCAAGUAACGACGCCAAGCCAGAGCCUUCACGAAGUCUUCCAGCUUCGUGGUACAGGUCUCCAGAACUGCAUCAGCUCGAGAGAAGAGCAAUUAUAUCAAGAAAGUGGAUCCUGGUGACACAUUCGCUACGCUUCAAACAAGCGGGCGAGUUUGUCUCCUUCGUCUACGCCGACUUCCCUUUCUUCCUCGUCCAAGACCGCGAUGGCAAUAUCAACGGCUUUCACAAUGUGUGCCGCCACCGAGCAUAUCCUGUCGUCGAGAAGAAGUCUGGCAAGGCGAGCAUACUAAGCUGCAAGUACCACGGCUGGUCAUACGGGUUCAAGGGCAAUCUUGCCAAAGCGCCGAGAUUCGAUACGGUAACCGGCUUCGACAAGAGCCAAAAUGGCCUUCUCCCAAUCCACGUUCGCGUGGAUCCCGCUGGCUUCAUUUGGGUUAACCUCCAAGCAGGCGAACCAGACUUCAAGUGGGAAGACGAGUUUGGCGGUGUCUACCAGAAGCCGCGUAUGCAAAACUUUGACUUUGCAGGAGGCUACAAUUAUGACCACGUCUGGGAUAUGGAGCUGGAGGCCAACUGGAAGGCCGUCAUUGAGAAUUACAACGAGUGCUACCAUUGCCCAACAUCACACCCCUUGAUUGCGGGAGUGUCGGACUUGACGAAAUAUCAAGUAAAGCCAAGUGGAGGUUGCUUGGAGCACGAGAUCAUCAACAAGAAGGCUCAAGAUGAGGAAGACGAGUUUCGACGCUCGAUCACCUUUUUUUACCCCUCAACUUCAGUGACGAUCACUCAGAACUUUUUCUACAUCCAGCGAAUGAUUCCAAUCAGCGCAACCAAAACCCGAAUCGAGAACGAGGUGUAUCGCUCUCACGAAUCCACCGAUGCCGAGUUCGCCGCCAUCAAUGCGUUCUACAAGCAGGUGCUAGAGGAAGACCGAGAGUUGUGCAUUGGCGCACAGGAAAACCUCAGUGCUGGCGUCUUCAUUAGCGGCGAGCUUCAUCCAGAAAAAGAGAGGGUACGGCAAGGAACUCUUGAUGCCCUCCCAGCACUACAGUCCGAUACUGACACAUUCGCUCAGGGCCCGAUUCAUUUUCAAAACACGGUUCGAGAGGAGGUGAUGAAGCACCGGCAAAGGGAGUUGGAGCAAGGAGGCCGAGAAAUCUGGCCAGCCACGCCCAACCUACUCGGCCAGACGGGCACAGGGAAACUGAAUGAAGACGAGGCUUUCUGCUCGGAACUCGAGAAAGCUAACUGUGGUGGCCGAGAGGAACUAGCCUGGUGA
Molecule: messenger RNA, 1305 nt
Organism: Colletotrichum paranaense
Lineage: Eukaryota; Fungi; Ascomycota; Sordariomycetes; Glomerellales; Glomerellaceae
Product: Rieske domain-containing protein
Exons: 2
Coding region: 1-1305 (434 amino acids)
Molecular function (GO): 2 iron, 2 sulfur cluster binding; iron ion binding
Source: RefSeq, a predicted model, not a curated record